This is a messenger RNA of Nicrophorus vespilloides, 1337 nucleotides long. RefSeq names its product 2-oxoisovalerate dehydrogenase subunit beta, mitochondrial (gene BckdhB). NCBI's taxonomy places the organism in Eukaryota, Metazoa, Arthropoda, Insecta, Coleoptera, Silphidae. Gene Ontology annotation, biological process: response to nutrient; branched-chain amino acid catabolic process. The record is from RefSeq and is a predicted model, not a curated record. Gene Ontology annotation, molecular function: catalytic activity. The coding region runs from base 191 to 1294 and encodes 367 amino acids. The transcript is spliced from 7 exons.
UGAAUAGAUAAUAUACAAGUUGAAAGCAACCCGAGUCGCGCUCUUUAGUAGUCGUGCUGCUUUCACGAGCACACUCGAAGCUGUUGCUCUUGCUGUUACCGUUACCACCGCUGUAUCUACUACUUUCACGCUAAGUUCACGCAUUCAACUAACAUAGUCGAUAAGUUUUUAGCAAUUAAAAUAGGGAAAUAUGGCCCUUAACAAGUUGGCCCUGAACUGCGUCCUCGGAUCGGAGGUUCGCGUUUUGUACAAUGCAUUAUCGAAGAGGACACAUUUCGUCUAUCAGCCGGACAAGAAAGCUCCAGUCGAUGGUGAGAAGACGAAGAUGAACAUGUUUCAAGCGAUCAACAGCGCUCUUGAUACAGCGAUGAAAACCGACAAUACUGCGAUGAUCUUCGGUGAAGAUGUCGCGUUCGGUGGUGUCUUCAGGUGCACCAUUGGACUGCAGCAGAAGUACGGCAAGGAGAGGGUUUUCAACACGCCACUCUGCGAGCAGGGAAUCGCAGGAUUCGCAAUUGGUGCAGCAAAUGUAGGCGCCACGGCCAUCGCCGAAAUCCAAUUCGCCGAUUACAUCUUCCCAGCAUUCGAUCAGUUGGUGAACGAGGCCGCUAAGUGCAGAUACAGGAGCGGUGACCAAUUCAAUUGCGGCAGUCUGACGGUGAGGGCUCCAUGCGGGGCCGUCGGUCACGGCGCCCUCUACCACUCCCAGAGUCCCGAGGCUUACUUCUCGCAUACCCCAGGACUCAAGAUAGUCGUCCCAAGAGGACCCAUCAAAGCCAAAGGUUUGCUUCUGGCGUGCGUCAGGGAGCCGGAUCCUUGCAUCAUGCUCGAACCGAAGACUUUGUACAGAGGAGCCGUCGAGGAGGUACCAGACGCUGAUUUCGUCUCGCAAAUUGGAAAGGCCGACAUCUUGCGCAAAGGUGAUAAUUUGACUCUGAUCGGUUGGGGAACCCAAGUGCAUGUGCUGCUCGAGGUUGCCGAGAUGGCGAAGGAGCAGUUUGGCGUUUCCUGCGAGGUGAUCGAUCUGGUCUCGAUUCUACCCUGGGACAAAGAGACCGUCUGCGAGUCGGCGAGGAGGACAGGGCGUGUUUUAAUAGCGCACGAAGCCCCGUUGACAUCGGGUUUCGGUGCUGAACUCGCGGCGACGAUUCAGAAGGAAUGUUUCCUCAAGUUGGAAGCUCCCGUAUCUAGGGUGACCGGUUUCGAUACGCCAUUCCCGCACAUCUUCGAACCUUUCUACCUUCCGGACAAGUGGAGGUGUCUGCAGGGCAUCAAGGAUCUCAUCGACUACUGAGCAAAAGAAAAGGUCGACCUGUAAAUAAAUAGCUUGAAACGAA